This is a messenger RNA of Stereum hirsutum FP-91666 SS1, 5781 nucleotides long. RefSeq lists its product as uncharacterized. Gene Ontology annotation, cellular component: mediator complex. The record is from RefSeq and is a predicted model, not a curated record. Gene Ontology annotation, biological process: regulation of transcription by RNA polymerase II. Lineage: Eukaryota; Fungi; Basidiomycota; Agaricomycetes; Russulales; Stereaceae. Bases 1 to 5382 code for a protein of 1793 amino acids. The transcript is spliced from 6 exons. Gene Ontology annotation, molecular function: transcription coregulator activity.
AUGGCUGCUAAACCCGCAGCAGCGUCGCCAGAGAGCUCGGCGACGGCAGCACUAGCCCAGCACCCACCGAACAUCUCAUUAUCCUCACACGUCUUAUCCUCUGCGCUCAAGUUUCCUUCUGAACCUGUUAUUGCGUAUGCGAUAUAUUCUACAUCUGGGCUAUCGACUGUGCACUCUGAGAACGUAGAACUGGCGAGGCGGGAGGUUCUGAGACGGAGGACGACCGCAACACCCAAUACGAAGCAUGGGAUUCUCGAGAGUCUGCUGGCGAGCGUUUUGGUGGAGAGGGAGACGUUGCACCUCUACGUGUUUGGCGUCUCCUCGGUAGGGGAGACUAUGCAAUGGUCAGAAACGCUGAAAGCACUGAAUUUUGACGGAUUGACUCUGUCGAAAGUCUCGUCAUUCUCCCCGGCCGACCUAUAUCCAUGCUCUCCCGAAUGCGCUUCCCUGGACUCGGCCUGCAACCACUGCAUAGACCCAUCAGUCAAACUCGAAACUCUUCACUGGAAAUCCGAAGCUCGAUAUCCUCCCUCCCUGCGGCACCUGCCCCGCGAACCUCUUAGACGCCCCUAUGCCCAGUUCCUGCAGGCGGUACGAGAACGACUGACGGACGAUAUGUGCGAGUCGUCGAAGGAUGGGCGAAGGUUACGAAGACUGAAGGACGGGUUCCUCAUAUUUCCACCCUCGGACGUGUCGGAUUGGGGACUAGGCUGGGAACAUCAUUCGCGGAAUAGACCUCUUAUACAUUGUUACCUCCAUCUCUUCUCAACACCAACCCGGAUUCUCAUUCAACCCAUAUUUCGACCAUCAUACUUUCUGCCAAUUUUGCCCUCGCUACCCCUACCCGCAGGCACACCGGUCACUCUCCUACCCUACGGAACGCCCGCCUACUAUCUCACAACAUAUGCCGGCCCUACCUCUGCCUUGACUGCCCAAUUCUCGCAGUCUCUCGCGGGCCUUGGUUGCUCGGAUUGGCAUAUCGAGUAUUCUCCUCGUCCGCCGCACAAUCGCGACCCAGACGCGUCAUCAUCUACUAAAGGCCCGACCUAUAUCAUUGCUUGGAUUAACGUUCAAAACAAACAAGGAGAGGAGAAGGGUCUGACAGUCAUAUGGCCCGCCAGCCUCACGCUUACUUUCGUUCCGUCAUCGCCAUCCCCGCAUGCUCGUCAAUCAUUAACGAUUAUUCCUCAAUUACCUGCUCAGCUUCAACCUUCACCACCUGCUGCUCCUCAUCCCAUUCCCUCCAACUUCUCCUCCCUCGCAUCUCAUGGGCAUCCUGGAUCAUCCACCAGCGCACAUCCAUCUCCCACCACCUCCACAUUCUCCGCAUAUACUCCUCCCGCCGUAAAUCCCCUCCCACCAGCACUCAGCCGUUCCCGCUCAACGCCUGCUGCCAGCUUGCGUGCUAUCGCACUGGGAAAGAGUCUAGACCUGGAUGUCGUCGCGACUGAAGCGGCGGGUUAUGUCGACUCUAUGGUCAAAAAUCGGGAACGGGUGAGAGAAAGAAUGAGGAAACAACAAGAUAGUGCCACUCUCGCUUCGCCUGUCCCAGCGCUCGCAUCCGUACCCGUUCCCACUCCCGGACCGAGCAGAACUGAGCAGAGCACAGUACGGCCUCCUAUCACGGUCUCCACGACGCCUGUGCCCGCCAGUGUGGGCAGCACGAUGACUCUGGGGAGCUCACCGCUUGCCGGCCCGAGCUCGCAACCUCACGUCGUGACGCCUCAACAAUCGCAUCCGCUAGCCAUUAAUCCGCACCAGGGAACCUUCCAUUCAUCUUCCACGGGGAACAUCUCUGCAUCACAAUCUGCUCCAGCCGCCACAGCGUCUACAUUCGAUGCAUCAGGCCCAGUCAGCGCAUCCGCGUCUCUCCCUAUCAAUAUGGCCGACUCUAGUACCGCCGGCGACGUCGACAUCAAGCCAUCCGUUGCUGGUCCCUCGACGAUCCCAAAUACGUUCGACUUGUACGAUACGUACGCGGACUGGCCAGUAGCUGCGACCACGUCUUCAUGGCCCCAGCCCACUUCCUCCGGUUUCAUGGGUAUGGACAUCGACGGUAUAAGCGGGAAUACCAUGCCCUUCAGUUCGGAUAUAAGCAUGAAUUCCAUGGCGGGCGGCGGCUGGGGCACAGGUGCUGGCGAUACAGGCCCAGGCGGCGGUGCGGCUGGCGUCGGCGUUGGUAUGGACAUGGACACAGACAUGGACGACAUCUUCACCGACGCCGACUUUGAUUUCUUCGACGCGAAGCCAGCUGUCUCCGGUCCGAUUGCUACACCUGGUCUAUCGACGGGUUUGACACCCAAUGCUGGACCUGCAUCUAUGGGUUUAGAUAUUGGGAUGUCGCCUUCGUUUUUUGGCGAUACGACGCACCUUCCGGGUCCGGGUCCGCCUUCUGGGACGACUCCAGCGCAAUCCCAGACUUCGCCUUGGGUUCCUGGUGCAUUGGCGGAGAGUUUCGCGACACCACAUGCGGACGGGAAUUUAGGUGCCGACGGUGUCACAUCAGUACCAGACCUUAUCCCGACUUCGCCUACCAAGACGCCUUCUACAUACUCCGCGCCUACCACCCCCGCUGUACACAUUUUGCCCGAAGCAGAAGUCAAGAUCGUCGGUUCUAAACCAGAUUUAUUUCGAAGAGGUAGCGCGUUCGAUGCGAUUCCAUUCGCCGCGGUGCAUAAGCUGGCAGAUGGGAAGUACACGGCUGGCAAGUUCGCAAUGUCCAGCCCACCGCCCGAGGACGAUAAAGCGUACACAUUCCCGAUCCACAAUUUAUCGAGAAGUGUCCCUUCGAAAAUACAUCUCCCGCCUGUGCAUAGAUCGUUAUCGGGAUGGGCGAGGAAGUACGCCGAUGCUACGGAUCCUCGAGUCGGGCUCGUGAAGAAGUUGGUAGGGGUUCGACGCAAGAGUACAGACGAAGCACCACGGCGUACCAAGCUCUCACCGUUCACAUCUUGCGCUGACGAGGAAUGGGAAGCCGAUAUUUUACGGACUCCGGCAGAUCAGGACGCGGAAAUGGACGAUGGUGAUGACGACGAUUCUGAUUCAGAAGACAACUCGGAUGAACAGCAAUGGGGUGAAGAUGAGGAAACGCUACCGGGUACUAGACCUUCCACACCCGCACCUUCAUACUUGCCCUUAGGCCCCACCCUCCUCCACACAUACUUCAAUCACUCUGAGCUCCUGAGCCUCAGCUCGCCACUGAAGACGCCCGGUUCCGCCGUUUCUCCUCCUGCUCACCUCACAGCCGGUUCUGGGCCCAUGUCUGUUCCAACGCCAGUUUCCCCUGCCGCCGUGCUCGGUGCGGCAAGCGAGAAGUCGAAGUCGCUGGAAGCAGCUGCUGGGAUACUAGCGAGGGAGGCGGUAGAGAGUAGUGUCUGGGAUGCUGAGUGGCGUUCGAAUGCCACAGGACAUGAUCAAUUAAAUUCAACCAACCGUAACACGAAAUCACCUGUGGCGGCAGAGGUGUGGCAAUCAGACAUCAAGCGCGUCCUUGCCGCUUUUCGUUCCGUCCCCAACCUCGAAGCACCCCUCGACCUCAAAACCGUCUUCCGAGAUUCCGCAUCAGCAUUCUCAGCCUCUUCGCUAUCUUCGUCGCAGUCCUCUCAGUCCUCCACUAAAUCGAGAGAUGGACCUAGCACGCCUUAUCUCGAGGCACUAGAGCCCACAAUGCUGUCCGUCGGGAAGGGGGGCCAGAUCACACAAGUCCUUCCUACGGCUCUCAAGUUCUGGGAGAAGCUUGGAUUAGAACCUAGAAGUGGGAAGAAGGACGUUGUGGCUUUUGUGUUUUAUGAGGAUGAUGAUGAUGGAACGCAGGAGAUGGAGGAUGGGGAGGCAAGAAUGAGUGAGAUGCAGGCGAUGGCGGAGGAAUGGUUGAAGUGGAUGGGGAAAGCGUAUGUGGCCAAGAAUAUGGGAUCACAUGCUGCGGGUCGUGCAAAGACCUGCGUCAAGGAUGGGCUUGUACCCGUCAAGUUUGAGACCUUUCGCAGGACAUUGACUGACUUCGUGAAGGAGCUCCCUGCCCCUACGGCCAAUUACGUCUUCUACAUCGCUAUACCGUCCUCCAUCAUAUCCAUGUCAUCCCCGGUUCUUCGUCAAGUCCUGUCGGCUGUCAAACGUGCCCAGAAGAUCUACUCCGAAGCUCAAAUCCUCUUUCAGUUUCUACCAGCCCACCUCAUACAAACGCUGCAGUACCCACAAGGCCUUCACAGCGGUCCAUCACCGUUCGUCCUAAGCAUCUACGACCGCAUCCUGCGUCCAGUCGACCGCGUCAUGUCCCGGCGCUUCUUCGAACAUGGAGAGCGUACUCGCAGCUACUUUCAAGACCCGGCAUUCCUUAUUGGACGCUCCUCUCAACGCAAAGUCCAUCUCACGCGAGAACCUCAUCCCCGUGUACUAGAUGUCUUGGAACGGCAUACAUUUAUGCACUUGGGCUACCGGAUAUCCUCUUGCGGAAAGUGGAUAUUCGCCGCUUGUGUCGAUGAACGGGGCGAGGCGCAUGAUUUGGGUGUAUGGCUCGCGCAGAAGGAGAAUUUGGAAGCACAUUUGGUACUCCAGCUAUGGGCCUUUGCGAUGGGCUUUGCGAAGAAGGCGAGUGUGGAGUGGAGGAUUGUGAUCUCAAAGCUUGGCUCAAUGUCGGCUUAUGAGUUGGAUGCUUGGGUCAACCAUCUUGAGACCGUCAUCCCAGAUGGUCAAGAGCUACCCAUGGUUCACGUUUCGCUUCUCUCCGUCGAACCAGAUGCCCCCUGGACGUUCAUUGCCCCACAUCACGCUUCCAAACGUCCCACUUCACCACACCGACCCUCUAAAUCAGCAGCCAACAACUCCGUCUUUGUCGACAACUCUUCCUCCAACCACCGCCUCACACAUCGUUCGCAGAUGACCCUUCUACCGUCUUCGCCACAGGACUUCGCUUCUCAACUUCCAUAUAUUCCUGACCCCGGAGAUCUUUCCCCCCUUCCAUCCUCAGCACUUUCACCAUCACCUUCCCUGUCUAAUUCGAUCUCGCUUUUCACGCCCUCUCCGACAUCGGCAUGGCUCACUGGUCUCCCUCUGCGACCUCUGCGUACGACGACCGUCAUACAUGCUCCUUGUACACCCGAUCAUACAUCAAUAUCUAUGCUCCAUGUCCAUCUCCUCCAUACGAUCAAGUCUGCCGAGUCCACUAUAAGUGAUGAGGAAGAGGAGAACACGCCGGGUGAGGUCGUCGCCAACUUCCACGAGUUGUGUUUACUAGGGAGAGAAAGGUGGGGCUUGGGGGUGCGGAGUGGUGCGGAUGGGAGUGCGAAGGAGAUGUUGCCGUGUCAUUUAGGUGCUUUGGAGGUCAUGGAUGCAGUGCUGAGUGGGGGGUCCGAUGUAGACGGGAGUGGGCCGAAUGGGUCAUGAGUAUCAUUAGCUGUCAAUAAUUGGUUUUCAAUCCUCGCACUUCGUCUUCUGUUUUCCUUUUUCGGUCUGUAUUCAUCUCUGUAACUAUCCUUUCCUAUCCUUUUCUCACUGGUGCUCUGUUUGAUUGGUUAUGUUCAUCUCGCAUCAUAGUCAUGUCAUGUCUGUAUACAUAUUUGUCCUCAUCCUUUUCUCCACCUCUACAGCAGUUUCAAUAUUCCCUCACAAUCAUUCUCUCAUUUCAUGGUCACCACAUAGUACUCUACCAACUUGGUUCGCGGAGUGGAUUUCGCAUUGUCUUUUUGCCAUCUGUCUGUCUGUCUGUCUCAUGUUCUCAUUGUCGCCGAUUUAACUAUAUAAUAUCCGAGUCUCCAGUCAUUUAUUGUGCCAUUUCGCUAGACG